This is a messenger RNA of Coregonus clupeaformis (lake whitefish), 3998 nucleotides long. It is a transcript of the gene swt1, whose product is annotated as SWT1 RNA endoribonuclease homolog. The transcript is spliced from 15 exons. The coding region runs from base 88 to 3366 and encodes 1092 amino acids. Gene Ontology annotation, cellular component: nucleus. NCBI's taxonomy places the organism in Eukaryota, Metazoa, Chordata, Actinopteri, Salmoniformes, Salmonidae. The record is from RefSeq and is a predicted model, not a curated record.
GUUGCAUGUGACGUAACGGAUGUUUUCUGACAGUGGUCUACUCAGUAGCCCAAGGUUUCUCUUAUUUAACAGGAAUUUUCUACCAAGAUGUCAAAGAAGUCCAAGAAGAAGAAGAAGCAGAAGAAGGAGACAGAUAAGUUAUCUUCUUCCUCCAGUGAGAAGUCGUCACAGAAGCAAAAGGGCACCAAGAAACGCAGCAGUGCAGAGGGGAAGCACCAUGGCAGCUGUUCUGCCGAGGAGAAACGGGGGAGAGAGAAAGGAGUUAGCCACUCCACCUCAGGGAAUAGUGCAGCAGGGAGCAGUGACAAGAAAGACCGGGAGUUCAAGAAAGCUCUCUACAGACAGGGGAAAACUACCUCACAAGGUGCAGCGGAGGGAAAAAACGCCGGUCCGCUUGGAACCCUUUCUCAGGACAGCUCUGUGAGGAAGAGUUGCCCCAGCCAGGAUGGGUUGGCUACCUCAGAGGUCAGGACCGCAGACAGAAUGUCCUCCAAACCAGUCAGCAGUCAGAGUGCGAAUAAGACCCAGUCCCAAAAUAUGGAGAAGAUCCAUACGUCCCAGGGAAGCUCCAGUAAGCCAUCCCAGGGAAGCUCCAGUAAGCCAUCCCAGGGAAGCUCCAGUAAGCCAUCCCAGGGAAGCUCCAGUAAGCCAUCCCAGGGACGCUCCAGUAAGCCAUCCCAGAAGAGCCCCUCCAAAACAGCCUCGAGCAGACUGCCGACGAGUCCCAGGUCCCUCAUGGCCCAGCUGAAGGAGCAGAGGAAGACGCUGGUGAAAAGGAGGUCCAGACCUGAGGAGAAGCCUGGCACUGGGAAGGACCACAUCUUCCAAGGUAGGAGCUCCCAGGAACCCCAGCUGUCCCUGUCACUGGCUGAGGAGAUGAGGGAGAAGAGGAGGAAGCUAGUGAAGAGGAGAUCUGAAGAAGAGAGGGAGGAUGUGUUAAAGGCUAAACGGGACCAGAGUGGAGCAAAACCCUACAGUCUUCCCUCUAACACCACCAUCAAGCAGUCUUCCACCUCUACUAAAAACACUACCUUUGAGAAAAUCUCAAACACAGCAAGACAUAGGCCUGCCACCCAAAAGCAGGAGAAUGUCUCUGAUCUGUCCAAAACAUCCAAGACAUCUAAGUCCACGUGUGCCAAGGUAGAGAUGCCACUACCCAAACCUCAGCUGCCUCUCAAUUUUAAGAUCCCAAAGAAGGCCAAACUUGUGCCACUGCCAGUUAAUAGUGCCAUCUGGGGGGGUGACCAGGAGGAUAGUAAUGACAAUAAGACCAUCAGUGCUCGAGCGAAGGAGGGGUCUCCUGCUUCUAGGCUUUCUCACCACACAGGGAGUGCGUCCAAACUUUGGACACCAAGGAGUGUGUCCAAACUUUGGACACCAAGGAGUGUGUCCAAACUUUGGACACCAAGGACUGUGUCCAAAUCUUUGGACUCAAAAGACGGUGUGUCGGCUGCUGUGAACAGAAACAAGCAGCACAAAUGUGAAACGGUUCCAGAAUCUUCCAAAGGUUCUAAAGAAUUACAGCCCAGUUCAGCUCAAGGGAUGACAUCACCACCCUGUAACAGAACAACAUCCCCUGAAGAUUAUAUAGAAGUCUAUGAUAAUGACCAAGAGAUGCAGCUGGUGGAGGAGCUCCAUCUGGCCCGCAGUGAGAAGAGGCUGGAGCUGAAUGUGGUUGAGAUCUAUGGAGAACUCACCAGCAUGGACAUCGACCCAUCAGAGGAGGGCGCCACAUUCACAUUCAGUAAGGAGGAGGAUCUUCAGCAGGAUCUGAUCGUUGUCCUGGACACCAACAUCCUUCUCAGUCACCUAGACUUCGUCAAGAAGAUAAGGUCACACGGCCUUGGAGCUCUAGGUCUCCCCACAGUGCUAGUACCCUGGGUGGUACUACAGGAGCUAGAUUCUCUGAAGAACAGGAAGAGGCUGUCCAGCUCUGUAGCCCACCUGGCCACACCUGCCGUUCAUUACAUCUACACCUGCCUGAAGAGCCAGGAGCCUCGGCUCUGGGGCCAGUCCAUGCAGCAGGCCUCUCAGAGCAGCCAGGGACUCAAUGUUGAGAAUAAUGACGACAGAGUGCUGCAGUGCUGCCUGCAAUACCAGAGUCUUUACCGAGAGGGCGCUCUCAUCCUCUGCACUAAUGAUAAGAACCUGUGUAGUAAGGCCCUGCUGAGUGGGGUGAAGGCCCUCAGUAAGGCUGACCUGGAGGAGGAGGUGGACAGGCUCAAAACGCCUGGUGUCCACAACCUGACCCCCGCCCCCACCCAACCCCACACACAGACCCCUAUCAGCACACAGACCCUCAUCCAGACCCGUGACCACCAGGAACCCAGCCCCUCCCCAGGCCGGCAGCAGAAUGAACAGAGGAGGAGUGACGGAGGGAAAGAGAGAGGAAUGGAAGAGGAGAAAAAGAAGGUUGCAGAAGAAGCCCGGGAGCUGAGCAGCUGCGUGUCAGUACUGGAGGACUGUCUGAAGGAGGCGCUGUCUCAGGUGCUGGAGGUUGAGAUGAAGGCAGCCUAUGAAGAACUGUGGACAGAGAUCGUAUAUCUGAAACCGCCCUGGACUCUUGAAGGCCUCCUGCAGUGUUUCAAGAAACACUGGAUCUCUGUCUUUGGGAAUAUCGUCCCUCGGAAUCUGCAGCAAUCCCUGGAAAACCUUCACAACUUCUUCUUCUCAGGUAAAUCAGUAGAGCGUACCUCUACGAUGCUGGCUCUGUAUGAGGCUAGAGAGCUGCUGCAGGCCUUCGGCUGCAGGUCAGACUACGGUGGGCAUGUCCGACCGGCCCUCUCCACGCUGAACUCCCUGCUGCAGAGGAUACUUCCUCAGCCAGGGAAAGUCUCAGAGGAGACCCACACCAGUGAUGGUGACACCCUCAUGGCGGAAGAGGAGGAGGAAGAGAAACAGACCACGCCUCCUCAGGUGUCACACCAGGAAGUGUGGGUGAUGUUUGAGAACAUCUGGAACAAUGUGUGUGGGAUCAGCUCUGCUGUGUUCGCUGCUCUCCGCUUUGACCCGGGCGCCAUAGAAACCAACAAGCCAGUAGAAGGUCCUCCCCUUCCCCAGGACGCCCUCUCCUGUCUGCACAGACUAUCUACUGCUGUCAGACAACUGCUACAGGCCUUUACCAGGGUUCUGUCAACAGACAGCUGUCUAGAAGAUGCCCAGGCUCUCCUCUCCUUUGUCCAUUCCAGUGAGAUUGCUGCCUUGGAGCCCAGGUUCACUGCCAAUGACCUGUUGGACUGUCUCUCACAGCAUGAGUACAGGGAGAAGCUGCGUGUGGGGGGGACCCAGUUGGCAGAGCUGAACGUCAGUCUGGAGCGCUGCGCUGAGGUCAUGUCCCGGCAGGUCACACCAAGCACCUGGCCCUGAUUGGACCACAACCAGGAAGUUUGGACGAGAACAUCCAACCAGAGGCCUCAAAUUGCAUCAUAUCACAACUCAACAACUUUACUUGAAGCCACUGUUUUCAUAUGGAGCUGACCUAUUUAAUUCAGGACCUUUUCUGACUGAAUUUAGUUUCUUGUGUGUGGAUGUUGGUUUAGAGCAGUGGUCACCAACCGGUUGAUCGCCAAGGCAUUCUUUGUCUCCAAACAUUGCUGUAAAAAACCCAAUGAUAAAUCCUUGCAUUCCUAUUGUUUUAUUUGUGGGCUGCUUCCCAAAAGCCCCAUAGGGCUCUGGUCAAAAGUAGUGCACUAUAUAGGGAAUAGGGUGUCUUUUGGGACACAUCCAUGAUGUUUCUGGUGCUUCCUACAGUAGCCAUUUUGGGCCUCCAUCUCCACACAAGAUUGUGUUAAUGGGGAUAUGGAUCUUCCAAAUGUUUUGUUAUCCUCACACAAACCAGGAUUCCAUCCAACCAUUUCAUGCAGAUGAAUUACCUGAAGCAUGAAAAAAGUAACUACCGGUCUGAUGGAAACAGGAUAUGCCAGACAAUUUGUUCGUUCGACAUGGUGGGAUCUUUUUGUUUCUGUAAAAUUAAUUAUGAGAGAAAUUGUGGUGGAAAU